Anopheles aquasalis is the source of this 1998-nucleotide messenger RNA. RefSeq lists its product as uncharacterized. Lineage: Eukaryota; Metazoa; Arthropoda; Insecta; Diptera; Culicidae. The record is from RefSeq and is a predicted model, not a curated record.
AUGGCUUCGGAUGCCGAUCUGGUGCUCAGCACCCUGCGCCACCAGCGUGAUCUUUUUAGUGGUCCUCUGGGAAUCCCCGAUGUGACGACGCGUGUCGGAAGCGUGAUCCAUGCGUUUGAGACGAUGGCACGCCAACGGCAGUCACUGGGUUCGGGGCGCACCGAAAAACCGUACGAUGCGACGGCCACGAUCGGUGGCGGUAACUCCAAGUAUCGAUCGCACCGUUCGAACGUGAAGCGUGUCGGUGCUGAUACGGUUAACCGUCACAAGAUUAUCCUUCCAUCCCCGAACCUUUCACCGACAUCGUCGGCCGAGGUUAACGAUCCUUCCAACGCGUCCGGUGGUCACUACCUUCCGCUGCACCUAUCCGCCGGUCCGGAGGGCAUUUCGCAAUCGAAUUUCCCAUCACAACAGCAUCAGUACCAUCUUGCUUCUUCGACGCCUCAUCAUCCCCAUCCUCUUCAUCAUCAUCAUCAUCAUCUACCUCCCAGUUCUUUCUCGUACACCGAUCCGCAUGGUACGGGGCUGCGAAGACACACGACCGCCGGGGGUGCCAGUGGGCGACUGAUGGGUGGGGUGGGUGGCGAUACACAUAUUGAAAACAAUAACUCAGAGCACAGCUCCGUGCAACCGGGUCACCAUCACGGUCAGACCAUUCCACGGGGGCUGGCCGUCUUCCCCUCGUCCGCGUUCGGUCACCACGGUCAUUCCAAUACCACCGGCAUGGCAGCAGCAGCAGCAGCAACAUCGGCGGUUACCGUCGGUGGUGCCGGUUCGCCACAACCGCAGCACUACCAGCCAGGGAACGAGAAUGAAUCAAGUAAUUUCGAUUCGUUAAAUCUAGACGAUGAUUACCGUAAAAGCUCUUUUGGCAAGCAGUCAAAACUGCUCCAACUCCAACAGCAACAGCAACAACGGCAACCAUCUAGCUCUAGCUUGGCCGAUACGAUGCCAUCGGUGGCUCGCAAUCAAUUCACCGGCGGUGCUUCCGGCACUGACCGCCCAACGAACCGGGGACUGUGGAGUCUGUUCGGUGGCACCAAGGGACCGCCAGUGUUGGAGCAUGCCAGUCACGCCACCAGCGGCUACAGUAGCAGCAGAAACAAUCCGAAUGUAUUUUUCAAUGCUAGCAACUCUUCCUCUUCACCGACGAUAACGUCGAUACCAUCGGCGGUGGUAACUACUUCACCCCCAAUGGCGACCACAUCUACCACCACCACUACCGCUACUACUACUACCACCAGCAACGGUAGUACAACAAUGCGCUAUUACAACCUCGACAACACUAAUGGUGCCAAUCGACGUUCGACCAUGGUGCAUCCGAACCACCGAUCGUCAGCCGGGGAACAGCAGCCACAGCAGGAGUCUCAGUUUCUGCCCGACUCCCUCGAUGACACCCUGGUAUCGGUCCAACGGUACGGUGAGUUCGACGCCGAUAACGAGCUCGAUGACGGCCAGGCAACCGCCAGCGGCAACACGGGCGCCGGUGGCGACAAGUUUCUGCGCGGUUCCACCGUCAGCCAGUCCUUCAUCAAGAACGUACGAAUCAUGAGAAAGAAAUCGUCCUCGUACGACGUAAACACACCGAACGGAACGAGUGGAACGGGCACCAGUCACAUGGCCGCCACCGCCCUCCGGGGUAGCCAACGGGGAAAAGAACAGGUAGGUUCGAUGACGACGACCAACAGCUUCAAACAGCGCGGAUCGCAGAUGAUGGCGGCCGCUGCCAAACAUUUCACCAAACGCAACCGAGCACCGUCGGUGCCCACCAGCGGCGGCGUAACCCCGUCCCCACUCGCUGGCACUGCCGCUGACAAUGACGGAUUGACCGGUUCAGUGCGACCGGCGGAUGAUGGCAUCGAUGAACCGGUCAGAGCCGGUGAGGUGGAUCGAUCGAACGAGGUUAGUCCUGCGGCAACGGGGCAGUCUGCGCCACGCGCCGGAAGUGGCAAACGGCGAUUGUUUCAACCACGAACGAUGGACCGAGCGGAAAUAUGA